ACCGCUGCUGUAUUGCCAAGAUGUUGCUUUCUAACAAGCUCACUCUGGACAAGCUGAACAUGAAAGGGAAGCGGGUCAUCAUGAGAGUGGACUUCAAUGUUCCUAUGAAGAACAACCAGAUAACGAACAACCAGAGGAUCAAGGCAGCCAUCCCAGGCAUCAAGUUCUGCUUGGACAACGGAGCCAAGUCCGUUGUUCUCAUGAGCCACCUGGGUCGGCCCGAUGGUGUCCCCAUGCCUGACAAGUACUCCUUGCAGCUGGUUGCUGUAGAGCUGAAAUCUCUGCUGGGCAAGGAUGUUUUGUUCUUGAAGGACUCCAUGGACCCCAAAGUGGAGAAAGCUUGUGCCAACCCAGCUGCUCGGCCUGUCAUCUUGCUGAAGAACCUUCUCUUUCAUGUGGAGGAAGAAGGGAAGGGAAAAGACGCUUCCAGGAACAAGGUUAAAGCCGAGCCAGCUAAAAUAGAAGCUUUCCAAGCCUCACUUUCGAAGCUGGGGGAUGUCUAUGUCAAUGAUGCGUUUGGCACUGCUCACCGAGCCCACAGCUCUAUGGUGGGAGUCAAUCUGCCGCAGAAAGCUGGAGGUUUUCUGAUGAAGAAGGAGCUGAACUACUUUACCAAGGCCUUGGAAAGCCCAGAGCGACCCUUCCUUGCCAUCCUGGGCAGAGCUAAAGUUGCAGACAAGAUCCAGCUGAUCAAUAACAUGUUGGACAAAGUCAAUGAGAUGAUUAUUGGUGGUGGAAUGGCCUUUAUCUUCCUUAAGGUGCUCAACAACAUGGAGAUUGGCACUUCUCUGUUGGAUGAAGAAGGAGCCAAGAUCGUCAAAGAUCUGAUGUCCAAAGCUGAGAAGAACGGUGUGAAGAUUACCGUGCCGGUUGACUUUGUCACUGCUGACAAGUUUGAUGAGAACGCUAAGACUGGCCAAGCCACCAUAGCCUCUGGCAUACCCGCCGGCUGGAUGGGCUUGGACUGCGGUCCUGAGAGCGGCAAGAAGUACACCGAGGCUGUCGGCAGGGCCAAGCAGAUUGUGUGGAACGGACCUGUGGGUGUAUUUGAAUGGGGCUUUGACCGAGGGACCAAAGCCCUCAUGGACGAGGUGGUGAAAACCUCUUCCAGGGGCUGCAUCACCAUCUUAGGUGCCAAAUGGAACACAGAGGGCAAAGUCAGCCAUGUCAGCACUGGAGGUGGUGCCAGUUUGGAGCUCCUGAAAGGUAAAGUCCUUCCUGGGGUGGAUGCCCUCAGCAAUGUUUAGUACUUUUCCUGCCUUUUGGUUCCUGUGUGCAUCCCCUAACUCUACUUAGUGCUUUCCAUAUCUCUACUUGGUAUUAGCUAAAAUCUUCCCACAUGUCAAGAUUCAGCUAGUGGCCAAGAGAUGCAGCCCAAGAACACUUAACGCAGUUGCACAGCAACCUGUCAGCUCAUCUUUACUGCACCCUGGAUUUGACUACAUU
Molecule: messenger RNA, 1446 nt
Organism: Pteronotus mesoamericanus
Lineage: Eukaryota; Metazoa; Chordata; Mammalia; Chiroptera; Mormoopidae
Product: phosphoglycerate kinase 1-like
Biological process (GO): gluconeogenesis; glycolytic process
Cellular component (GO): cytosol
Molecular function (GO): phosphoglycerate kinase activity; ADP binding; ATP binding
Source: RefSeq, a predicted model, not a curated record